Messenger RNA from Misgurnus anguillicaudatus (oriental weatherfish), 2255 nucleotides. The record is from RefSeq and is a predicted model, not a curated record. Lineage: Eukaryota; Metazoa; Chordata; Actinopteri; Cypriniformes; Cobitidae.
ACUAGGCUUGGGUAUCGAGUAUCGAUUGGAACCGGGACUAGCUUUCCGAUUUUCCCGGAAUCGUCCAAAGUUUAUAUUUCGAUUCCUAGUUUCGAUUCCUAGUUUCGAUUCAGUCCGCCGGCGCCGACCGUAAGAAGAACCUGCUGAACACCAACGAAGAAGCGUCUACCGGAAGUGGUGGCAAAAACGAGCGAGUCAAACAUGGAUAGUGUGCGUCGGCGGUCCAAAGUGUGGCUUCACUUUUCCAAACAGAACGAUACCACGGCAAAAUGCAACAUUUGCGGAAAGAUACAUAUACAAUAAAUAAUGUCUUGCACCAACAUUGAGGCAGCUAACAAAUUAGCCCAUGUAUUUUUUCAUAGACAAUUUACGACCUGAGGUUGCGAACGUCAGGCAAGCUGGUGACUCCACGACGACUCCGCAAUGUGCUAUUACUCCGUUCACCAUAGCGGCAAGGGGGAAGAUGUCUGCACAGCAAAAGGAAGAGUGCCACAGAAAGGUCACUGCACACAUUGUGAAAAGGCUGCAUCCCUUUUCAGAGGUGGAAUCACCAACAUUUACGUUAGUUAAGCAAUAACGAUAGAGCUAAGCUAAUUGAUAAUGAGCUAUGGUGCGUUUCCCAAAAGCAUAGUUGAUAACUUGUUUGCAACUUAGUUAGUUGGCAAUGGGAAAUUGUAUUGCAACCAACAAAGUUGCUAACUAAGUUAGCAAACUAUGGUUUUGGAAAUGCUCCCCUUAACAGUGACAGCAACAUUACAUGUUUGUUUAUGUUUGCAGGGACAUGGUGAAAACUCUAAACCCCAAAUAUACACCACCUUCCAGGGAUUACAUGUCAAACACAUUAAUUCCAUCAUGGUACAAGGUUGAGAAGUCAAACAUUAUUACAGAGCUCAGUGAAGUCAGCGCUGUUGCACUCACAUGUGAUGGCUGGAGUAGCAUCACACAGGACCACUACCUCACCUUCACAGCACACUACAUAAAAGAGGGAAAAAUGCAGCAAAAAGUGCUAAAAACAAAGGCUGUUUACAAAUCACAGACCGGUUGUGUUGUUGCAGAGGAAAUUAGUGAUGUUCUGUCCGAGUUUGGCAUAUCUGAUAAAAUUGCAGCAGUCACUGUAGAUAAUGCUGCCAAUAUGAAUGUGGCUAUUAAGCGCCUGCAAUUUGUGAAACUGUGUUGUUUUGCCCACACACUUAAUUUAGCAGCACAAAGUCUAUACUCCCUAAAUUCAGUGAGUCAGUGGGUGGCCAAAGUCCGAACCAUUGUUGUGUGGAUGAAGAGGAGCUCAAUGGCCAAGGUGGUUCUUGGAGAGAAGCAACAACUUCUACGUAAGAAGUUCACUUUAUUUAACUGUUGUACAUUGACACGUAAUGACUUUACAUGUCUUAUCUAUCUUAUUUAUGAGCUCUGCAGCAGAGUAGUACUACAGUAUUUGAAUCCAACUUUACAAAAGUAUUUUUGUCUCCUGGGAUAAAAAGCAUCUGUUAUAUGACUUAAAAUUGAUGUUAUUGUUUUUGUCAGAGCUGCCCCGACACUCACUCAUACUCGAUGUGAGAACACGGUGGAACUCUCUGUACCUAAUGCUGGAGAGAUUCACAGAGCAGUACCCUGCGAUUCAAGCAGCCAGCUUGGAUCAACGUCUGAGAAAAAAUAUGGAUAGGGACAGACUUGCUCGGCUAACUGAGGAGGAUUUUAGGAAAGCUGAAGACUUCAUCAAUGUGAUGAAGAUGCUCUACACCUCUACACUCUGCGUGUCUUCCGAAAAGAGUCCCACAUGUGGACAGAUUCUGCCUAUCCUCAAAAAGCUUGAGGCACACCUGGCAGUAAAAGAGGAAGACACUUCCUUUGUUUCAAACCUUACAAAACAGGUUUGGGCAAACCUAUCCAAGCGUUACCAGACUGAUGAGAUUAGGAACUUUCUCCAAGUGGCCACUGCGUUGGAUCCACGCUUUAAACAUAAACUGGAUGAUGACACGGCUGACACCACCUGGGACCAGAUCCAGAGAAAUCUAAUUGAACAGGAAGACGGUGGAGCUGAUGGGGACACCAUGCAGUCUGAGAAUGAGCAGGAGAGUCAACAGCCUCCCUGCAAACUGCCCAGGAAGACUCCACUGGAGGAGCUGUUCGCUGAGGAAGAGGCACAGAACAUAGUGUCACAGCAGAGCUCCAUGUCCAUCAAGAAACAAGUGGAGAGAGAGCUGCAGAUAUACCAGGAAGUUCCACCGGUCCUUAUGUCUGAGGACCCUGCGGCAUGGUAG